UGAACGGAGGCAGGCAUGACGACAGAUGGCUUUACAGUCUGAGGGAUUAUAUAUUAACACCGAGCAGCUCAGAUUCUCCUGCACACACAAGUGGAUACACCCACUCACGUAGACUAGUGGAUACUGUUUACCCAAACACACAAGCCAGCAGAAUCAUGCCAGAGACAAAACCGGUGUCUCACAGGACAUCCAGCACACAGUAGAAUCAGAAGGACGAGGGAUUUGACCCAUGGACGGAGACACGGAAAGCAGUUUUUCCUCGGUCACCAUGGAGGUCUGGAGCUCCUCAUCGUCUGAGGAGGACGAAGAGGACAAGAGUGCAUCCAGUCUAGGGGAUGAAAUAGUUGAGGAGGAGAAGAAAUACCACAACAGCAAUAACAAUAACAACAAUGACAGGCUCUGCAGGGAGGUGACACAAGUGCUGUGCUCAGACAGAGUGGGCCAGGUCACCAAGACGUAUCAUGACAUUAAGGCAGUCACCCACCUGCUGGAGGAGAAAGAGCGGGAUCUAGAGUUGGCAGCGCGGAUUGGUCAGUCCCUCCUGAAGCAAAACCAAGAACUAACAGCACGCAAUGAAAUGCUGGAUGAGCAGCUUGAAAUUGCAAAGGAAGAGAUUGCUCAACUUCGCCACGAGCUCUCGAUGCGUGACGACCUCCUGCAGUUCUAUGCAAGCACUGAGGAGAUCGAGAACGCUCAGUCGCAAUCACCAAUAAAGAGGAAUGAAUCAUGCAGUUCUCUAACCAACUUCGUCCACUAUGACUUCCUGCAGCAGAAACUGAAGAGCUUAGAGGAUGAGAACCGCAAACUGAGAUUAGAGGCCAAUGAGCUCUCAACAGAGACGACUAACUACGAGGAGCAAGAACAGGAGCUGAUGAUGGUGUGUGUGGAAGAGCUCUCUUCUGUCAAUAAGCAGGUGGUCAAUCUGUCAGAGGAGCUGGCACGGAAAGUCGAGGAUUCUCUCCGACAGCAGGAGGAGAUCAGCUCACUGCUCGCUCAGAUUGUUGACCUGCAGGCUCGCUGUAAAGGACUGACCCAUGAGAAUGAGGAGCUGAACCAACAGCUGAGUGUCUCCCGCGAGAGCCAGCUGAAGCUGAAAUCAGAGCUCAAGGACUUGCAGGACAAGUACUCAGAGUGUGAAGAUAUGCUCCAGGAGGCCCGAGAGGACAUUAAAAAUCUGCGAAACAAGAGCCUUCCCAACAGCACGGUGCAGCGAUACACUUCACUGGCCUCCGUCCUUCCCAUGGACUCUCUGGCAGCAGAGAUAGAAGGCACCUUCCGCAAAGGCCUGGACACCCCAGCUCCCUCCGAGUACAAGAACCACCCGUGGCGAGUGUUUGAAACGGUGAAGGUGGCGAACAAGGCUGUGCGGUUACGGUCACGGUGCCACUCACCGGGUCUGCCAGGCUCUAGUCCGGUGUCUGCACGGUCCAGCUGUACCAGCACCCCCCGAACCAGCUACUAUGGCUCAGAUAAUGCCAGCCUUACCCUGGAGGACAAGCCCAGCUCCAAUAAUGCACAGAAAGAAGACAACAGUGUUAGCGGGCCGAAACGUCUUGGUCAGCCAGGCACACCGGGAGGCCAGGACCUCGAAGCUGCCUUGCGCAACCUCUCAGCUCGCCAGCAGAACCACUCCUCUGAGCGGCCUUUCUUUGACGUGGAGCGUGAACGGAAACUCCGUGCCUUGGCAGCAAACUGCGAGGAGGGUGAGGGCUCCAGUAGUGGCUUCCUGACACCAAACGACAGCCUGGUCUCCAGCCCGGCAGCAUCAACAGGAACCAACUACUCCAACGGCAGCUCACGGCACUCCUGUGGCUCCUCGAGUGGAUCCAGGUCCUACCUGCCCGACCGUCUGCAGAUUGUCAAACCUCUGGAAGGCUCGGUGACUCUGCACCAGUGGCAGCAGCUGGCCAAACCCAACCUGGGCGGCAUCCUGCACCCACGCCCCGGUGUCCUGACGAAAGACUUCAGGGAGCUCGAGGUCGACAUACAACAUGUCUACAGCCUGAACGACCUGGAGGAGGAUGAACCUGACCUGACACAGCUCACUGGAGCUCAUGGCAUGGUCUCUCCAUCGGGUCACAACCUCCCUCAGACCUCUCCCACACAUACCAUUACCACCUGCCAAGUCCACCAACCCUCCCUUCUCAUACCCUCCUUCUCCACUAGUGGCAGAAAACGUCUGUCGAGGCUCUUUCUCCAACUCUAGAAGGAGCCCUCGGGGCAAACCUUCACUCUUUCGGCCUGCCAUCUUGUCGGAACUGUGAGCACGUGAGCACUCCUCCUUCCCACCAGCAGCACUUUGGCCGGGGAGGUCGGACCACCACCACCACCACAGACUUAACCACUUCAUCACUGGGACUCCUACAGCUGCUGCAAGAACGCGGCAUCUCAGCCUCUCCUCAUCCCCACCACAACCUGCACUACAGCCAUAGUGCAACACCUGCAUAUUCCACAGUAAAAGACAAAGGCGGAGCUUCAUCCUCGGACAAAGAGGGAAGAAGGAACAUUUUCAGUUUGAACUUGGUAGAGAAGCUUCAGAGUCUCGGGCUGCACAGAGUGGCAGCCUGGGGGAUGAUGGGUCGAGGUGGCAAAGAGAGAGACACAAUCAGACAUCCUCCAAAAGUGUGACGUGCUCACUGCUUCCUCCUCUUUCAUUCACCUUAGUGACUUUGCAUUAAACCAUGUGCAGUUCAGGGCCCACCACAGCACCCGUGUCUUGAAAACAAAAGCCACAGAAUGUGUUAGAGCCAUAAGUUUGAGUUGUUGGUAGUGUACAGUACUAUCCUUUUUCUACGAACUCGUGCACGUGACUUGUUCUUUGCGUGUGAGACAUCUUCAUCUCAGGACAGCCACCUGAUCACCAAUCUGUCUGACUCACACAUUGCUUGUUUUUACACAAAAAAUGAACAUCAUGAAGGAAAAAAAACAAACUUUUUUAUACUUUUUAGUUUCCAAAGUGAAAUGUGUAAGUAGUAACAGUGUUUAAAAUAAAAUACAAAAAACUGUUUGUGCAGUAAAUAACUGUUAGUUAAAACCACAAAACCAAUUCUAUAACACUGAGGAGUGUUCAGAAUGCACUAAAGUACACUCUUGGUCUUCCUGCUUAUACGCUGCUACACUGAGAAAAGCAUGUUGCACGUAAGAUUGUCAAACAUACUGAUUAAGAAGCACUGCAGAAAGAUCUUCUCCCAACAGCGCAGAAGAUGCAGUGACCGAGCUGAAUAAUGGUAAUAAAGCUGACAUCCUUUAGCUGUCUGCCCUGCACUUCAUCACACAGUAGUAGCAGUAUCACCUCUGUUCAAAGUUCUGAAUUUGUGAACUUUACUCUGAGCCAAACCUUCACCGAAACCAAAUCAGGUUUGCUUUCACUGCAUCGAAGGCCGUAAACGGGAUGUUUUUGAAGCAAUAUGUCUACUAACUGACUGUCUGACUGAAAGUCUUGCUUGGACAAAUCUGCUGUAUUUCACGGCAUCAGGAAUUUUUAAAAACCUGCUGGGAUUUAAAUUUGAGCAAAAAUCAUGUUGGGCAUUCAGAGUGAUUGCUCGUGUUUAAUAAAUGCAAGUAUAAGAAAUGUCAUAAUUAUUUAAGCAGCAUGUUUCUUUCUGAAAAAUCACUUGUAGGAAAAUAAAUUUUAAAAAGGCAUAGGAUACUGUGGAUUUAAAAGGGAAGAAAUAAAUACAGGCUGUAAUGAUUUGUUUUCUGACUUAAAUCAACCAAACCACUGUUUCUCUGCACUACUGUUUGCUGUAGUUUGUGUUAGCGUCACAGCUGUAUGUGUCGGUGUGUAUAAAUUGUACCAGCUGUUAAUAAAACCUUCCAUCCAGUA
Acanthochromis polyacanthus (spiny chromis) is the source of this 3826-nucleotide messenger RNA. RefSeq names its product trafficking kinesin-binding protein 1-like. The record is from RefSeq and is a predicted model, not a curated record. The coding region runs from base 230 to 2206 and encodes 658 amino acids. Gene Ontology annotation, molecular function: signaling receptor binding. Lineage: Eukaryota; Metazoa; Chordata; Actinopteri; Pomacentridae. Gene Ontology annotation, cellular component: dendrite. Gene Ontology annotation, biological process: neurogenesis; neurotrophin TRK receptor signaling pathway; anterograde axonal transport of mitochondrion. The transcript is spliced from 15 exons.